Messenger RNA from Octodon degus (degu), 670 nucleotides. RefSeq names its product MORN repeat containing 5 (gene Morn5). The transcript has 5 exons. The record is from RefSeq and is a predicted model, not a curated record. Lineage: Eukaryota; Metazoa; Chordata; Mammalia; Rodentia; Octodontidae. Bases 65 to 550 code for a protein of 161 amino acids.
GUCAUAGUGAGACGGUAAACACUGGGACUCCGAGACAAGGACUGGAAACUAGAAGCAGUCCUCCAUGGAGUACACAGGAAGCAAGUUUAUCGGGGAAUAUGUACGUAGGAGGAUGGAGGGCAAUGCCGAAUACAUCCUCCCUACAGAAACAAAAUACGUCGGGGAGAUGAAGGACGGCAUGUUUCACGGCAAAGGCACCCUGUUCUUCCCCGGUGGGAGCCAGUACGAUGCCAUCUGGGAGAAGGGAGUGGCCAUAAAGGGCACCUACACCUUUGCAGACGGGCUGCAGUAUGAAGCAGAGCACUGGCAUUACUGUGACAGCUAUGACCGGAGAUUUUACACGGAGAUCUGCCAUGGCUUGAGACCUUCAGUUAUCUGUCAACUCACCAAUAUGGACCCACCCAGAAGAAUCCCCAAAGGCUGUUACGAUUGUGGAGAGGGCUUCUACAACCCUGUCACGAGGAUCAUCAGGGACUACAAAAGCCGCUUUCUGAGAAAUGCAGAUGACGAAGAGCAUGAGUGGAUCAUCCAGACAUGUCGGAAAGGUUAGGACGAGAUUGUGGAUCCUGGGCCCAAGCUGUGAGCCUCUCAGCCACCUCCACCAGAGGUUUCCAUCAGCCCUGUCUUGGUGCUAGUUCUAGACUCUCAGUUUUGGCAGAAAAAUAAAGCU